Molecule: messenger RNA, 630 nt
Organism: Pyrus x bretschneideri (Chinese white pear)
Lineage: Eukaryota; Viridiplantae; Streptophyta; Magnoliopsida; Rosales; Rosaceae
Product: agamous-like MADS-box protein AGL80
Exons: 1
Coding region: 1-630 (209 amino acids)
Biological process (GO): positive regulation of transcription by RNA polymerase II
Molecular function (GO): RNA polymerase II cis-regulatory region sequence-specific DNA binding; protein dimerization activity; DNA-binding transcription factor activity, RNA polymerase II-specific
Source: RefSeq, a predicted model, not a curated record
AUGACUAGAGAAAAAGUGAAGCUUGCCUACAUCCAAAAUGACCAAACUCGAAAAUUGACAUUCAAGAAAAGGAAGAAGGGACUACUGAAGAAGAUGUCUGAACUCACUAUCCUUUGUGAUGUUCAGGCAUGUGCUAUCAUUUAUGGAAAACAUGAUACUCAAGCUGAGGUUUGGCCAUCCCCUGCGGGAGUCCAACGCACUUACAUGAAGUUCAAGACAAUGCCGUCGAUGGAGCAGACUAAGAAGCAGCUGAACAUGGAGACUUUUCUAAGGCAGCAGAUCGAGAAGACAAAAGACCAGCUGAGGAAACAGAAGAAGGAGAAUCACGAAAAGGAGAUGUCAAUCAUGAUGAGCAAGUGUCUGACUGGGAGGUCCUUGCAGGGUUUUAACAUGGAAGAUCUGAAUGACCUAGGCUGGGUGAUUGAUCACAAAGUGGAGGAGAUAAAUAGAAAGAUGAAGAAAGUGAAUGACGAGCUGGCUCAGAACGAACAAUCAAAGCCAUGUAGUAAAAACAUCACCGCCACCAGCGAUCAGCGGCAGAAUGAUGAACAUGCAGCAAGCUCAGGCAGCACUCAUGGAGAUGAUGACCCAACAAGACCAUCAGCAACAUCAGCAGAUGGUGGGGCUUGA